AUGAAGAUCUUUGGGCAAAUUUUGGCGGCUUCCGUUUCGGCUAGAAUCAGUAUUAGCGUCGGGUCAAAUAACGAAGUCAAUUAUUCCGGCGGCCCAGUCCUCGAGCGACCAGCGGUUCAGCCGACGCGUCGACCAGCCGCUCCGAGCAGCUCCGACAGAGACCGAUUCAUGCUCGUUUCUGGGCCAGAAUCGGAAAAUGGCGAGUCAAAUCGGUUAACCGGCGAGUCCGGCUGCUGCGAAAAAAUCAUCAUCCACGAUCUAAUGAACGGCCAAAGGGUUUUCGAAAAAAGUCCGUUCGAAGAAACCUGGCUCGAUCGAGGCGGCGACGCGAUUUUUUUCAACCCUCAAUUUCAGAUCUGGCAGUUGGUCCCUCAAUCUGAUCCUUCUUCGCUCGGAACAGCAUUUACAUCCAAUCCGGCCUCCCUCGCCCCCGGCUGCCCCGACCACUUUCCCUGGCUGGUCUCAAACGACCAUCGCUGGUCGACAGUCAAGAAAUACGCCCAGUGCGUCGAAGAUACAACCAACGAGGACAAGCUAGCUUACGAUCUCUCCGAGCGAGUCUGUCAAAUAAUGCAAACGGCUGUUCCUUCGCUUAGAGCGAGGAAAAUCGCCACGCUUUGCCAAAGAGCUAAAUCCAUCGCGGAGCGCGUCAUUAAACAGCGAUCCUGCGCCGCCGCACUUCUGACCAGAGUAGACUCGAAUUUGGUUCUUUCGCUCGAAACUCUUCGUGAAUGGAGAGACAAAAUGAUGGCGAUCAACGCGCAGCGAAACGAGGAUUGCGAGAACAACGAAGAUUUGGACGGAACGAUCGGCCGUUUUUACAGCUCCAUGACAAGGAAAAUCACAAAGGCGCAAAGAAAGCCGAGAAAAUCGAAAUCGAAAGGAAAGAAAAACUGA
Messenger RNA from Oikopleura dioica, 897 nucleotides. The record is from the annotation of a GenBank genome assembly. NCBI's taxonomy places the organism in Eukaryota, Metazoa, Chordata, Appendicularia, Copelata, Oikopleuridae.